This is a messenger RNA of Scylla paramamosain (green mud crab), 1312 nucleotides long. RefSeq lists its product as uncharacterized. Gene Ontology annotation, molecular function: structural constituent of cuticle. Lineage: Eukaryota; Metazoa; Arthropoda; Malacostraca; Decapoda; Portunidae. The coding region runs from base 162 to 1169 and encodes 335 amino acids. The record is from RefSeq and is a predicted model, not a curated record. The transcript has 2 exons.
GGAAGAACGAAAACACACAGAAAGGCCAAUCAUAAUGCAGAGGUGCACGUGAUUCUGUCAGCUGGCUGGUAUAUAUAAAGAGGCUCCGACACUCACUUCGGCACAACGAUCCAGGUCGCAGAAGCCUCAGCAGGAGUUCUGGACCGCUUGACAGAGAAACCAUGAAGUUUCUGGCAGCUAUCUGUCUGCUCGCCGCGAGCGCGAGCGCACAGGUUGGGCAAUCAGGGAUCGUUAGUCCUGAUGGAAACAACAUCCAGUUCACGCACGACUUUGCUCACAGCAUUGUGCUCUCUGGACCUUCUGGCAUCGUGACAAGUGAUGGUACGAACCUCCAGCUGACCGGAGGCCAGGCUGCCCUCCACGCUGCCUCCCCAGCAGCACCCCAGCCCGUGCCCCAGCUUGUCAUUUCCCGUAGCGUCGUCGGUCCCUCUGGAAUCGUGAGUCCUGCCGGAAAUGUUCAGUUCACCCAAGAGAUGGUUGACGACAACGUGCUGGUGGGUCCCUCUGGCAUUGUGACUAAGAGUGGUCAAAACAUCCAGUUCAACGACCAAGGGCUUCCCCGCACCAAGCGCUCUGCCGGCUACGUCCUUCCCGGUGGCAACCUGGGUCAUUCUGGCAUCGUCAGGGCUGACGGCACCCUCAAGCAGUUCAGCCACGACUUUGUCCAUGAUGUCGUGCUCAUGGGACCUUCUGGUUUCGUGACCAAGAGCGGAAAGAACAUUCAGCUGACUGCUGAUCUCCACAGAGUCAAGCGUGACCUCAAGGGUCCCUCUGGCAUGAUCCUUCGUGACGGCACUCAGGUGCAGUUCAAGACCGGAGACACCACUGUCCUUCUUGAUGGCCCCUCUGGAAUAGUCCUCAGCGACGGUACCCUGGUGCAGAGGCGUUCCAAGCGUUCCCUCGUUGGUCCCUCUGGCAUGAUCCUUGCUGACGGCACUCCAGUGCAGUUCAAGGAGCCCUUCGCCACCGUCUUGUUGGAUGGCCCCUCUGGAUUGGUUCUCAGCGACGGCACUCUGGUGCAGAAGCGUGUCAAGCGCAACCUCGUGGGUCCCUCCGGCAUGAUCCUUGCUGACGGCACCCCAGUCCAGUUCCCUGCCCACGCUGAGGCCGUCGUCACUGGCCCAUCUGGCAUCGUCUUCUCCAACGGACACAACAUCCAGCUUCCUUAGACAGACCACCGCACGUGCACCAGGACUCUAGUCUAUAUGCUCCUCCUGCCGACUUCUCUGCAUUUCUGACAAACACUAAGUAUUCAUCACGAUGUACAGAUAACAGAUUUCCGUAGAUAUACGAAUAAAGGUAACUGAAGUCA